This is a messenger RNA of Canis lupus familiaris (dog), 3611 nucleotides long. It is a transcript of the gene PMFBP1, whose product is annotated as polyamine modulated factor 1 binding protein 1. The record is from RefSeq and is a predicted model, not a curated record. NCBI's taxonomy places the organism in Eukaryota, Metazoa, Chordata, Mammalia, Carnivora, Canidae. Gene Ontology annotation, biological process: spermatogenesis. The transcript has 21 exons. The coding region runs from base 179 to 3391 and encodes 1070 amino acids.
CAUGCAGCACAUCAGAACACAACCCCAUAAAACAUUCCAAAUUCCAUGUCUCACUAGGAUUCUUUCUUCCUCUUGGCUUAUAUUAGGGGUGGGGCAUGUGGUUCAUUGCAAAGAAUGAGUAUUUUGAUAGCUUCUCAUUCUUGGAACUAUUCUGCAGGUUUAUAACAAAGCUCAGAAAAUGCUAAAGCUUAAAGGAGAAAUGAGAGGUGCCAAGGAAAUGAAAGAUGAAGCGGGGGAGAGAGACAGAGAAGUGAGCAACCUGAACAGCAAGCUCUUGAGCCUGCAAGUUGACAUCAAAAAUCUGCAUGAUGUCUGCAAGAGACAGGGGAAGACCUUGCAGGAGAAUCAGCUCUGUGUGGAGGAGACGAUGAUGAACAGCAGCCACAAUAAGAAACAAACAUUAGCAUUUGAGAAGUCGCAGAUGGAGUUUGAGCCCAGUAAACAGUGCCAUCUGAGACAACUCCAACAACUCAAGAAAAAAUUGCUAGCCCUUCAGCAAGAACUAGAGUUUCGCACAGAGGAGUUACAGACUUCUUACUGUUCCCUCCUGCAGUAUCAGUCCCUCCUAGAGAAGCAGACUUCUGACCUGGUUCUUCUCCACCAUCACUGCAAACUGAAAGAAGAUGAGGUGAUUCUCUAUGAGGAGGAAAUGGGAAAUCAUAAUGAGAACACAGGGGAGAAGCUCCAUUUGGCACAAGAGCAACUUGCUUUGGCUGGGGACAAGAUCGUCUCCCUGGAAAGGAGCUUAAGCCUCUACCGGGAUAAAUACCAGACUUCCCUAAGCAACAUUGAGUUACUGGAGUGCCAAGUGAAGAUGUUGGAGGGGGAGCUCAGCGGGAUCGUCAGUCAGGAUCCUGAGAACAAGGGUGAUCAUUCAAAGGUGCGUAUAUACACUUCUUCCUGCAUGAUUCAAGAGCAUCAGGAGACCCUGAAACGACUGUCUGAAGUCUGGCAAAAGGUCUCUGAACAGGAUGAUCUAAUCCAGGAACUUCGAAAUAAACUAGCCUGCAGUAACGCUUUGGUUCUGGAGCGUGAAGAGGCUUUGAUAAAAUUACAAGCGGACUUUGCUUCCUAUACAGCCACCCACAGACAUCCUCCUAGCUCCUCAGAAGAUUGUGAAGAUAUUAAAAAGAUAUUGAAGCACUUGCAGGAACAGAAAGACAGCCAGUGCCUACAUGUGGAGGAAUAUCAGAACCUGGUGAAGGACCUGCGCAUGGAGCUAGAGGCUGUGUCUGAGCAGAAGAAAAACAUCAUGAAGGACAUGAUGAAGCUGGAGCUGGACCUGCACGGGCUGAGGGAGGAGACAUCGGCCCAUAUGGAAAGGAAGGAUAAGGAGGUUGUCAUCCUGCAACGGCGGCUGCAAGAGCUACAGAUUCAGUUCACUGAGACCCAGAAGCUGGGUUUGAAGAAAGACAAGCUCCUCCAAGAGAAAGAUGAGAUGCUGCAUGAGCUCGAGAAGGAAUUGGCACAGGUUCAGAAUAGUCUCAUGAAAAAGGAGAUGGAGUUGGAGAAGCAGCAACGGAUGACGACAGAACUUGAAAUCACCAUCCAGGAGUUGAAGCAGGAUAAGUCCAGGGCAGAGUGUGGGACCCUGCGAGCUGAGAUCCAGAAGCUGAAGGACUCUCUCGAAGAAACCCAACAGCAACAGAAGCUGGCUGCUCAGCAAGCAGCCCAGUAUAAGGAAGAGAUCCUUCUGGCAAAGAAUAACCUGGAGGAUGCCCAGAGGAAACUGCAAAGCUACACUUUCCUGGAGAAGCAGAAGACAGAGACCAUCCAGGAACUGCAGAGAGAACUUCAGAAGUUGCAGAAAGAUUCCUUGAUAGCGGGAGAGGAACUCGCACCCAACAGGAAACGGAUAGAGGAGCUGACAUCAGAACUCUCUGAGGCCCGGAGGAAGCUUGAAAUUUCAGAAAAGGAAAAGAGGCAGUUUCAGAAGACAACAGCUGAGCAGGAUAUGAAGCUGAAUGAGCUGCUAGAGCAUCUAAAAAUCCUUCAACACCAGCACAGGGAGCAAGCCUCUGCCAAAACCAGUCUAACAGAAGAGCUUCAGGAGGUGACAAGAUUACUGGAGGAAAAACGGGAACAGUUGAAAAAGAGCAAAGAACAGGAGAAGUUGCUGGAGCUAGAGCUCGAGACAUUCCAACAGGAGGAAAAAAAGAAAGAAAAAAUGACAAAAGAAAGUUUGAGGAUGUUGGAGGAGGAAAAUGAGAAUGUCAAAGCACAGUUAAUGCAAUGUUCCACCCAACUGGAUUCCUCUCUCAGCAAACAAAACGCCUCCCAGCAAGUCAUCCAAGAGCUAAACAAUGAGCUAGUCCUUCAGAAGGAAGCCUUAGAGAGUCUACAGAUCCAGCUGGACAAGGCUGUGCAGAAGGAGAAGCAAUAUAUCCAGACCAUGGUCAGUAAAGAAGCCUAUGAGGAGUUGUCCCGGAAGUCAGCCGCCUGCCAAGAUGACCUGACACAAACUCUUGAGAAGCUCAAUCAUACGACCUCAGAGACCAAGAGUCUGCACCGAAGCUUGGCACAGGCUCAAGAGAGGAAAGUUCAGCUGGAAGAUGAAAUCAUUGCUUACGAGGAGAGGAUGAAAAAGCUCAACAUGGAAUUAAAAAAACUGCAGGGCUUCCAACAGCAGAGCGAGCUAGAGGUGCACGCCUUCGACAAGAAGCUGGAGGAGAUGAGCAACCAAGUGCUGCAGUGGCAGAAGCAGCACCAGAGCGACCUCAAGAUGCUGGCAGCUAAAGAGGAGCAGCUCCGGGCCUUCCAGGAGGAAAUGACCGCCCUGAAAGACAACCUCCUGGCAGAUGAGAAGGAGCCUUGUUGCCUGCCCCAGCGGUCUGCGCCUAAAGAGAGCUGUAGGAUACGCCGAGAGAAUGAUCAGAUUAUGUCCAACAUGGAGCAAUGGGCAAAAGAGCAAAAGAUCGCCAAUGAGAAACUAGGAAACAAGCUCCGUGAGCAGGUCAAAUAUAUUGCCAAGCUGACUGGUGAAAAGGACCACCUGCACAAUGUAAUGGUCCAUCUGCAGCAGGAAAACAAGAAACUAAAGACUGAGAUAGAGGAGAAGAAGCUGAAAACUGGGCACCCAAGGCUGUACACCAAAGCCCUAGGCCCCAGCAAGACAGAGCCCAUACAGAAGGGGAAAGUGUGUGCCACCUUGGGCUGGAGGGGGACAGCUCAGGACAUGAGCCAAAGAAUGGACAUCACCAAGUUUGUCGGGAUACCCCACUGCUCAGAUUCCAUGUUACCCCAGAAGGAAGAAGCCACCCCACAACUGAGCUGCCCGGCCAUGAGGCCAGUCCUUGAGGAAUCAUCUCAAUUUCUCCUCAAAUCAAGACUAUCAUUUCCUCAUUGUUCUCUCAGGUUCCUCAUAUUGCUAGAAAUCAGCACCCUGCCUUAAGCAUCAUUUCCACGCACAUUUUUCAGAGGACAGUGAUUUUCUGCCCCUCUCUCUUGACCUGGAUCAGCUCUUACAUGAACACAUCAAGGUCCCAGCCUAUUUUGCAAGAUGCUAACAUUUUAUUGAGUUUUGUCCACUUUUUGCAGUGGAGUGAGCAUUGGAACCAUACUAUUUCUGGGCCCAAACUCCAAAAUAAAGACAUGAGCAUAGCAAUCUCAGU